UUUAAUGAGUGUUUGUUCUGCGUAGAAGUUUCCUCUUAGCCUAUCUCCGAACUUUGUUACGUACUGUUGUCGUAGUUGUCAUUUUUCUACAGUUUCUUUAAUAUGGAGAUGGAGUGAAAUUAUCAACUGUGGUUUGUGUUAUUGCGAUUUCCACCGGUGGAAAGAGAUGGCCGAAGUGCCUAAAUUGCUGUAUAUAGUCGUUGUGGACGACGGAGGUAAGAAAGAUGGGAAUGACUCCUUCCGAUACAUUCGAUCGAUGCUGCAGAGCACCCUGCAGCUCAUGGGAUGCAAACCGCGGCAUGCGUUCAAGAUUAGCCGGAGGGUUUUUGAAGUGAUGAGAAGUGAAUUCUCAGCCAAUGCCUUGCCGCAUAUGCCGAUGAAAAAUUUAGGAUUGAAUGAUUUGGAAGAACACUCUCAAAAAGAAAACAGUUGUUCCAUUUGUGGUUGUUUGGGUAAAGGAGAGGUUUGCAACCAUUUGGUUUCCAAGGAAGAUGAGAGAACAAAUAGUAAACCAUUUGACUUGUACAAAAGACGCACUACUGUUGUUGUUAAAAGAGAGACAUUCCUGGAUGUUGUUUGUGAUGUUCUUGCCGAAUACAAGUAUGUUGGUCCCAAUCAGAGGGCGGACUUGGUUUUGGCAUGCAGAAUUCGAGAAAGAAAGGAAUCUGUGACUGUGCUGUUAUGUGGGACAAGUGGGUGUGGCAAGUCUACUUUGUCUUCGUUGCUGGGUGGCAGAUUGGGCUUCACAACUAUGGUCUCUACUGACUCAAUUCGACACAUGAUGCGGAGCUUUGUUGAUGAAAAGCAAAACCCUCUACUCUGGGCAUCAACCUAUCAUGCUGGUGAGUUCCUGGAUCGAGUGGCAGUUGCGGAAGCAAAAGCUAAAAGGAGAGCAAAGAAAUUGGCACACAUUUCCCACACUCUACCCAAGGAUGAGGCCUCUGAUGAAGCUGUAAACAAAAAAUCAGAUUCCAGGCCAGCAGAUGCUGGUUCCAGUACCUCUGAACUCAUUGGUCCAAAACAAAUGGCCAUUGAGGGAUUCAAAGCGCAGAGUGAGAUGGUUAUUGACAGCCUUGAUCGGCUGAUUACCGGAUGGGAGGAGCGGAAAGAAUCAGUAGUUGUUGAGGGUGUCCACUUAAGCCUCAACUUUGUGAUGGGGCUAAUGAAGAAACAUCCUUCAAUCAUACCAUUCAUGAUUUACAUCACAAAUGAGGAGAAACACUUGGAACGAUUUGCAGUUCGUGCAAAGUACAUGACGCUAGACCCCGCAAAAAACAAAUACGUUAAAUAUAUUCGCAACAUAAGAACAAUUCAAGACUAUCUGUGUAAUCGCGCUGAUAAGCAUCUAGUACCCAAAAUAAAUAACACAAAUGUGGACAGGAGUGUGGAAGCCAUUCAUGCCACUGUGUUCAGCUGCCUUCGACGACGUGAAGCAGGGGAGCAGCUGUACGACCCCACCACUAACAUGGUUGUGGUGAUAGAUGAGGACUACCGGAAGCAAAAUGCUGCCAACACACUGAGUUCCAAGGGGAUGUUCCAACUGAUACAGAGAAAGGGAUCUUCUAGACAUCUAAUGGCUCUUCUCAAUACAGAUGGUUCUGUGGCCAAGGCUUGGCCUGUUGACUCUAUUGGUGACAAUAGAAAGCCCAUCUCAAACCAAAGGAGCGAGAAAGGUAUAGGGGGUCCAAUGUAUGGACCCUUGCAGAUUGGCAAGGCAGAGCCAGUUAACCUUCAGUUUGGGAACUUUGGGAUCAGUGCAUGGCCCAGUGAUACAGGUGGGACAAGUCAUGUUGGAAGUGUUGAUGAGUCAAGAGCUGAUGGAACUGAUACUGGGAGCAAAUAUUACUCUUCCUGCUGUAGCUCACCAAGGAUGUCUGAUGGACCUGCGAAGGAGCUUAAAGAGGAACAGUCGGUUUCUGGCACUGAUGAAGAAGCUGAUGAACCAUAUGAGGGGGGCAGUGAUGAGGAUCUUAGUGAUUUCAGUGAAAGGCAGAUACAUGAAGAGUGUUUGUUGUUACAGAUUGAGGGUUCAGUCGAUGAGGAGUCAACGAAGUCCGAUGAAGAAUAUGAUGAUUUAGCAAUGCUGGAUGGGCAAGAGACUGGUUAUUGGUGUGAUGAUGAUGAAGAAUCCAAGGCAAAGAUAGUACCAAUAUCUAGUGAUCCUGAUACUAACAGUAUUGAAAACCUGAAAGAGGACAAGUACAAAGAGAAUUUGGAUCUCUUUCUGAGAACAAGUAAGGAGCCUUUGUCUGAGCCAUUGUGCUCAUACUCUGCACUCAUGGAGAAGAAUCAGAAGAAAAUGCCGGCUGGGGGCAAUACCAGGAGGAUGAGGAAACGUUCUCUCAGCAUUCCUGCAUUGGGGAAGCAUGGUUCAUUGGGUAAAGGGCCCAUUCUUUCUGGAGCACCUCAGAGGUAGCAAAUUUUUAAAUCUCUUAAGAGACAUUUGUGAAGGCUCCUGUUGGAGCAUUUGGCAACCCCAUUAGAUUUUUAGUUUUAAUUUUUCCUUCUUUUACUAGU
Messenger RNA from Telopea speciosissima, 2517 nucleotides. RefSeq names its product P-loop NTPase domain-containing protein LPA1 homolog 2-like. The transcript is spliced from 7 exons. Bases 167 to 2416 code for a protein of 749 amino acids. NCBI's taxonomy places the organism in Eukaryota, Viridiplantae, Streptophyta, Magnoliopsida, Proteales, Proteaceae. The record is from RefSeq and is a predicted model, not a curated record.